GGCGCGUUGUGAAACGUCCCACAGCUGAAACUGCGACUCGGCUGCAGGGAAGUUUGUGUGCUUUACUGUCGCUGACUUUGUCUUUUUUUUUAUUUAUUUAUUUUUUAAUUUUAUUGAUUUAUGUAUUAAAUUAGAGAGAAGGCUCCGAGUCGUAGCGGAAGUGUACUGUUUAGGUUUGUUUUUGUUUUCUGUAAGAAGAUGUGACAUGUUGCUUUGUAAAGUCAAGAGGGUGAAAAUCCCGAGGUUGCAGCAGUCUGAGAUAAAGCAGAAAUGCACCCAGAUGCCUUGCAGGCUGCUGUCCGGGUCGAGGGUUUGCCCCUGUCCUGCCCUGAGACCCAGCCCGACCUAGAGGAGGACGAUCUGGACUACGAGACAAACAGACGAGGGAGAUACCAUCACAGUUUGCAGUUACUGAAGCCUUUCAGGAUCACACACAAGCAUCAGCACCCUGUGGACAAUGCAGGCCUUUUCUCCUUCAUGACCCUGCACUGGCUCUCUCCGCUGGCAUGGAAAGCACACAAAGCUUCGUCCCUCAUGAUAGAGGAUGUGUGGGGCCUGUCCUGCCACGAAGCCUCCGAAACCAACUAUCACAGGCUGCAGGCUCUGUGGCAUGCAGAGCUGAAGAGAAAAGGCAGAGAUGGAGCGUCUCUCUGCCGGGUUUUCUGGAGGUUCUGUCAGACGCGCAUGCUGGUGGCUUUACUCCUUCUCCUCAUCUCUACAGUGACUGCCUUCAUUGGACCUGCUCUGCUGAUCCGAGCGUUGCUGGAGUAUGCUCAGAGUUCAGAGGUGUGGCUUCCAUACGGCCUGGCUUUGGUUGGAGGUAUAUUCCUCACUGAGUUGAUUCGCUCUUGGACGAUGGCUCUCGUGUGGGCUGUUAAUUACCGCACGGCCGCACGCCUGAGGGGGGCAGCGCUCACGUUUGCCUUCGAGAAAAUCCUACGUCUGCGCAGCACUAAAGAAAUCAGCACAGGGGAGCUGAUAAACAUUUGCUCCAGCGACGGCCAGCGGAUAUAUGAUGCUGUUUCAUUGGGCUGCCUGCUAGGUGGAGGACCUCUGGUGGGGCUUCUCGCCUUGUCCUACAACACCUACUUCCUAGGACCAACCGCAAUAGUUGGCUCUACCAUCUUUAUCAUCUUCUAUCCAUUAAUGAUGCUGGCCUCCCGACUGACUGCCCACUUCCGCAAGAAAUGUGUGGUAGUCACGGACUGGCGUAUCAGACUGAUGAAUGAGAUCCUCAGCUGCAUCAAGUUCAUUAAGAUGUACUGCUGGGAAUCAGCCUUCGCCAGCAACGUCCACAAGGUUCGAUCAGAGGAGAGGAAAAUAUUGGAAAAAGGCAGUUUAGUUCAAAGUCUCACCAUUGGUGUGGCUCCCAUCGUUGUUGUGAUUGCCAGCGUGUGUACAUUCACUCUACACAUGGCCCUGGGCAACGAUCUCACUGCAGCACAGGCCUUCACUGUUGUGGCUGUCUUCAACUCUAUGACUUUUGCCCUAAAGAUUACACCCUUGGCAGUGCGUGGUUUGUCAGAGGGUGCUGUCGCUGUUAAGCGAUUUCAGAGACUCUUCAUGAUGGAGGAUCACGAGGUCAUAUUAGACAAAAUGGAGGAUCCUGAGAAUGCUGUGGAGUUCAGAGACGCCACACUGGCAUGGAAUAAAGCUCGGCCCCCACCGACCAAAAGGGCAAAGCCACAGCCGCCCCGGAAAAGAGGAGGCAUGCGUCGAGUGCUCCGGAGGGAGAAGCUGAGUCUCUACAUUAGCUCAGAGGAUGAGAAAGCAAAAGGCCAGGAGCCCAAUGCCGAGCACCUCCUCACACACAUGGAGCAGGAGAGCCCACAGAGCACCAUCUCCUCCACCCAGAGUGUGCGUCCACCUCUGCACAAAACCCUACAUCGUGUCCAGCUCACAGUCCGCAAGGGCGCGUUGGUAGGAGUGUGUGGUGCUGUGGGCAGCGGGAAGAGCUCAUUGCUGUCUGCUCUCCUGGGACAGAUGACCUUACUUGGGGGAUCAGUGGCAGCGAACGGGGGCUUUGCCUAUGCUGCUCAGCAGGCCUGGAUCCUCAACAGUUCCUUGAGAGAGAACAUUUUGUUUGGGAAAGAUUAUGUGGAGGAAAAGUAUAAUGCUGUUCUGGAGGCCUGCUGUUUAAUUCCUGAUAUCACUGAGCUACCUUACGGUGAUAUGACUGAGAUUGGGGAAAGAGGAGCCAAUCUGAGCGGAGGUCAAAGGCAGAGAGUGAGUCUUGCCCGGGCACUUUACAGUGACAGACCCAUCCUGCUACUGGAUGAUCCCCUCAGUGCCGUGGACGCUCACGUGUCUUCCCAUCUCUUCCACAAUGCCAUUCGCAGUGUGGCCGGGGAAAAGACUGUCAUAUUUGUUACACACCAACUGCAGUACCUGGCAGAGUGUGAUGAGGUUGUGUUGAUGAAAGACGGGCAGAUUGUGGAGCACGGCACGCACGCCCAGCUGAUGGCCCGAGGACGUGACUACGCCACGCUUUACACUAGUGUACAGCAGGAGAACCUGGUGAGGAAAAACUUGAAAAACCAGCAGGGGGGAGAGGAGAAGGGCUCGGCGCUGUGCACUUCUGUCAUCAGUACGGCAGGAAAGCAGCCCGCUGAGAGAACGAGAGGAGACCAGCUCAUGCAGGCUGAGGAGAAGGGCCAUGGGGCAGUCACCUGGGCCGUCUACGCCACUUACGUCAAGGCUGCUGGAGGACCCCUGGCCUUCAUUAUCAAUAUCCUGCUCUUCUUCUUCACCACAGGCAGCAUAGCCUUCAGUAACUGGUGGCUCAGCCACUGGAUCAAGCAGGGCAGUGGGAAUGUAACAGUAUUACAGGGGAAUGAGAGUGUGGUGAGCAGCAGUAUGAGACUAAACCCCCACACUCAGUACUACUCCAGCAUCUACGCCCUGUCCAUGGGAGUGACGCUCUUCCUCAAGAGUGUGCGGGGCAUCGUGUUUGUCAAGUGUACCUUGCGGGCAGCCUCGGCUCUACACGAUAAGCUCUUUAAGACUCUCCUCCUCAGCCCAAUGCGUUUCUUUGAUACGACUCCCCUAGGACGCAUCCUGACUCGGUUCUCCAAAGACAUAGAUGAAGUGGAUGUGCGCCUGGCUGUUCAGGUGGAGUUGCUGCUGCAGAACAUGACACUGGUGCUCUUCUGUCUAGGAGUGGUGAGCGCUGUUUUCCCAUGGUUCCUGUUCUCCAUCAUACCUCUUGCGGCCUUCUUCUACAUCAUCAAUCGCAUCUCCAGGGUGCUCAUUCGUGAACUGAAAAGGCUUGAGAACAUCAGCCAGUCGCCUUUCACCUCUCACCUCACCAGCAGCCUGCAGGGUCUGUCCACUAUCCAUGCCUACAGCAGGGGGCCAGACUUCCUUCAGAGAUAUCGGGAGCUGUUGGACACUAACCAGGCUUCCUACUACCUGUUCAGCUGUGCCAUGCGCUGGCUUGCGGUGCGUUUAGACCUCAUCAGCAUUAUACUCACUUCCGUCGUGGCUCUGUUGAUCAUUAUCAUGCAUGGACAUAUCUCUCCAGCGUACGCCGGUCUGGCCAUCUCCUAUGCCGUGCAGCUGACAGGUCUGUUUCAGUUCACGGUGAGACUUCUGUCUGAAAUGGAGGCUCGAUUUACAUCAGUGGAGAGAAUCAAUCAUUACAUCAAGAACCUGGAAGCGGAAGCACCUCAGCAGAUCGGAGACGCCUCUGACCCUGCAUCCGAUUGGCCACAGAAGGGUAGCAUCAGCUUCCAGGAUGUGGAGAUGCGCUAUCGGCCCGAGUUACCCCUGGCGCUGAAGAACCUCACUUUCAGCAUUCUCCCAGAGGAGAAAGUGGGCAUUGUCGGCCGGACUGGCUCAGGUAAAUCUUCACUUGGUGUAGCACUCUUCAGACUAGUGGAGCUCAGCGGGGGAUCCAUCAUCAUCGAUGGUGUCAACAUUGCUCACGUAGGCCUGGAAGCCUUGAGAAGCAAGCUGUCAGUCAUCCCCCAAGAGCCUGUUCUCUUCCUUGGUACUGUCAGGUCAAACCUUGACCCGUGGGGCCAGUACACGGAUGCGCAGGUCUGGGAGGCACUGGAGAAAACACACAUCAAAGACAUGGUAAGCCAGUUACCUCACGGUUUUGACUCCGAGGUGACGGAGAACGGAGAGAACUUCUCAGUGGGGGAGCGGCAACUACUGUGUGUGGCAAGAGCGCUGCUCAGACACAGCAAGAUUUUGGUUUUAGAUGAAGCAACAGCAGCCAUUGACACAGAGACAGAUCGGCUUAUUCAGGAGACCAUCCGCAGCUCUUUCAGAGGCUGUACUACACUGAUCAUCGCUCACCGCCUCAAUACAGUUUUCAGCUGUGACAGAGUUCUGGUACUGGACCAGGGUCAGAUCCUGGAGUUUGACAGCCCAUCAAAUCUGCUGGCAAACGAGAGUUCGUGUUUCCGUGCCAUGGUGGAGGCAGCGAACAGGACUGUCGGCCAUUCAGAGAGAAUCUGAGCAGCUGUUGGGCACACCACUGGCCACAAGACUCAUCUCUCUGCCAGACCUCACCUCACAGCAUGAAGCUGCUGGACAAGAAGAUGUUUGUUUGGUGUUUAGAUCAGUGGCUAUUUUAUUGUUCAGUGUUGCCCAGUUGUACUGCACUGACUAGUUCACUUGUAGUAUUUUCAACUCAGUGCUAUAACUAAAAAGCCAUGUUUUGUGAAACAUGUCUGAAAAAUACCAGCCUAGUCUUAAGGAAUAUAUUAAUGGUUUUAGAUGGUCACAUGAUCAUAUAUCGCUAAGCAGCUGGUCUCAGUUCCACUAAUGGAACUUUAAAGUUGCAUUAAGUUUCAAUAUUGUUUGGGGGAAGUUAUACUGUUUGGAUUUUUAAAAAUUUUGUAGCCUAGAAUGGAGAUGUGUGAGAAAUGAGGACAAUUUCAGUUAUGAACAUUAAUGCUGUGUACAUUCAAAUAAGGUUCUUAUAAUGCAGGCAGAAGCAGGAAGAACAAAUAACUUAUUUUCAGUAUUAAUGAGUAAUGCCCUUUGAAGUACUUGGAAGGUUUGCAAUAAACAUGCCGUGCUUCACAAAAGCUGCAAAAAUGCACAAGAUGACAUGCAGUCUGUGAAGUAAUGAAAGAAAAAAAAAAGUACGGGUCAGUCAUUCCAUUGAAAUCAACACUACAAAGCAGAAUAUGCCUCUGAUGGUUUAUUUCUGCUCAUAAGCUUCAUGUUGUGCCUAAUGCAUUGUGCAAUCAGUGUCUAUGUUUCAGAGAUGGAAAGCUGCAGCUGGUAUUUUAGCUUCAGCUUUCUCAAGUGCUUUGAGAUUCUUAGUGCUGUCCUCUUUUUCAGCUCUGUUCAGCCACUGUUCUCACAUGUGGUUGCUAAAUCGAGACGUUUAAAUGAGUCAGUCCUCUCAGGAUGAACGGAGUCUGUGGAGGCUUUCACAGGAAGCUCUAAUGAAUCCUGUAAAAGAAAUUACAAAUCCACCUGACAUCUGCAACGUGCACAAAAACGUAAUUAUAAAACUUGUUUUAUGUAUGAAUGUGUUUCAUUCUGUCAAUUCUCAAUAGCCCCAUUAGAGUUUUUCCUUAAAAUGCAGUUUAUAAGGCAAAACAAUUACACAUGUGUAGGUGGCUAUAAUCACACAACAAUGAAUAAAGUAAAUGCAGGAGGCCAUUUUUCUCUUUGCCAUGCUCCGAUAUUCGGAUAUUCCUCUGGGAGAGGCCUUGAUGGAAGCUGAAUAUUUAAUUACACUGAGGACAAAAGCUAUUUGCUGUAUGAUUGAUGGUUGUUUAUAUCUAAGUUAGACACAGGAAGUUGCUUUCUGUUAGACUGAAAUUGUAUUGAAAUUUUCUUGUUGUAUCAAAGUAUUUUUUACACAUUUCUCAUAAAAAUGCUUUUUUGAUUAAAGGUAUUUUUAUACAUUAAA
Pangasianodon hypophthalmus (striped catfish) is the source of this 5881-nucleotide messenger RNA. Its product is annotated as ATP-binding cassette sub-family C member 5. Gene Ontology annotation, cellular component: membrane. Gene Ontology annotation, molecular function: ATP hydrolysis activity; ATP binding; ABC-type transporter activity. Lineage: Eukaryota; Metazoa; Chordata; Actinopteri; Siluriformes; Pangasiidae. The transcript has 30 exons. The record is from RefSeq and is a predicted model, not a curated record. Gene Ontology annotation, biological process: transmembrane transport. The coding region runs from base 271 to 4467 and encodes 1398 amino acids.